GCUCCUUCCUCUCUGCGCAUGGGCGGAGCGCAGACGGAUCCCUUGUUAUUAUUGUCCGCGCGCACACAUCCACUUUUUUUAUGAAAAUGGCGGCGAGUCAAGGCGGAGCGGGUGCCGUGGCGGCGCUGCAGGGCCAGCCCUACCCGAGCGUGCCUCAGUGGAACCCGGUGGUGCUUCAGCACCAGCAGCCGCUGCACACGGCGCGAAGCCUGGAGCGCGCGCUGGAGGACGCCGUCUGCUCGGGCAUCCUCAACAUCAGCGGCAGGAAGCUGCGCGAGUACCCGGGGCUCAGUUACGACCUGACGGAUACCACACAAGCAGAUUUGUCCAAGAACCGAUUUGGAGAGAUCCCCCCUGAAGUGUGCAUGUUCGCUCCGCUGGAGUCGCUCAACCUCUACCACAACUGCAUCAAGAUGAUUCCAGAAGCUAUCGUCAACUUACAGAUGCUUACAUACCUCAAUAUCAGUCGGAAUCAGCUGUCCAUUCUGCCCAAAUUUUUGUUCAACCUUCCUCUCCGGGUCUUAGUGGUCAGCAACAACAAACUGGUAUCUGUUCCUGAUGAGAUUGGCAAAGCAAAAGACCUCAUGGAACUGGAUAUCAGUUGUAAUGAAAUUCAGGUGCUUCCUGCUCAGAUGGGGAAACUCCUUGCCUUACGAGAACUUAACAUCAGGAGAAACUGCCUACAAGUCCUACCUGAUGAGUUGUCCGAUCUGCCGUUGAUCAGGUUGGAUUUCUCCUGUAAUAAAAUCACUGAAAUCCCUCCUUCUUACCGUAAACUCAGCCAGCUGCAGCACAUCAUCCUCGACAACAACCCCAUGCAGUCCCCCCCUGCACAGAUUUGUUUGAAGGGGAAGAUUCAUAUCUUUAAGUUUUUAAACAUGCAGGCAUGUCGGCUGGAUAAGAAGCCAGAUUCACUGGACCUCCCCACACUUGGCAAACGGUGUUUACCACAGCAGCUUACAGACAGUAUAGAGGAUUUUUACCCAACUAAGAACCACGGACCCGAUUCAGGUAUUGGCAGCGACAACGGUGACAAAAGACUAUCCACUACAGAGCCCUCUGACGACGACACUGUCAGUCUACACUCUCAGGUAUCUGAGACAGCGCGGGCAGAUGCCCACUCACUGCUGUGCAAGCUGGACUCGAGUAAAGAUCAGGACCCGUAUGACUUCAUUGACCCAAACCAAGAUGAAGAGGCAACGCUUUCUGAGGGAGACCUGCCACGGAACACACCCUAUGUGUCCUGUAUAAAGGAGUUGGAGAGAGUUCUUAAAACACACCAAAGCAAAGACAAAGAGAACUGGAAGGAAGAAUCUGGAUCAGAGAAAGAGCAGCUUGCUGAGGAAGAGGAGGAUGAACUGAAGGAAGUGUUGGACCUGAGGAAGAUAGCAGUGCAGCUUUUGCAACAGGAGCAACAGAACAGGAGGCGGUCCUUAAUUUGUAGAGCAGAAAGUCUAAUCCACCGUAGAAGGGCUGCAGGAAGAGCACACAGGUUUCUCAGUCAUUCAGGAGGAAGCAGCAAGCAGAGAUCUCCUUCACAAGCUGUUAGGAGUGCAUCACUGGAUGAGGGCACCAGUUCAGCUUCAGCAGUAUGUGGACAGGAUGCGGACCUCACAGAUGAAGAUGCGGCUUUCUCAGAGCCUUCUUCCUCCUGUUCGUUCGACGGAAGCCUCAAGUCAGAGAACAGCGACUCAGAGCCGAAAUGGCCAGAACUGCCCCCCAUCCUGAACCAGAAUGAAGAUCGCAGAAGAAACAAGUAUCUGAGGAAAGACUAUCUUAAGUACAAGUGUCAGAGUGCACGAAGAAACUCCACCGACAAUGACUGUGAGGAGGCUAUGCGCUCCACUGACUUCAGCACAACCUUGACUGUCUUCGGUCUGAAACCCCGAUCAGCAUUUUCUCGUAGCAGUCGCCAAGAAUACAGCUCCACAGACCCCAGCUUCACCAUGAGGAGGAAGAUGGAACAUCUUAGAGAGGAAAUGGAACAGAUAAGGCUUCUACGGCAGAACCUAGAGUCGAGGCUGAAGGUUUUGUUGCCAGAUGAUGUUGGUGCUGCUUUAAUGGAUGGUGUUGUUCUGUGCCACCUGGCCAAUCAUAUUCGCCCUCGCUCUGUGGCCAGUAUUCAUGUGCCCUCUCCUGCUGUACCAAAGCUGAGCAUGGCUAAAUGCAGACGAAAUGUAGAGAAUUUUCUGGAAGCGUGUAAGAAGCUUGGUGUGCCACAGGACAAGUUAUGUUUGCCUCAUCAUAUUCUGGAAGAACGAGGCUUGGUGAAAGUUGGCGUAACCGUUCAAGCCUUGCUGGACUUGCCGUCAUCAAAGCCCACUCAGCUGUCCACCAUGUAGCACUACAAGACAAACCAGGAUAUGACCCUGAAAGUGGGAUCGGCAGACGUCCUCCUCCACCUUGCGUACUGCCUUACCUCCCUUUCUCACGCCCCUGUCUGUUAACCUUAAGACAGAUUUGAACCCUCUGGCCUUUUAUCUGUUACAUCCUUUUCUAGCUGACAGAUGCUGGUGCUUUUGCUGGAGCUGCUGGCUUAUUGCAAAGGUUUCAUAAUGCAUAUUAUGUUCCAUUCGGGCCUCAUCAACCUGCUGAUCCAUAACGCAGAAACUGUUUGCAGCAGUUGAGUCACUAUUUACAAAAAAGAAGAUACUGAAGAAGGGACACCAAGCAAAAACAACAGGAAAUCUAUAUUACUGGUGAUCCUCAGGAGAAGUACGUGAUCUGUUGUUUUAUAGGAAAGCCAAAAUAUAUGUGGAAAUACGUGGAAAACAAAAGGAGGUAAUUAAAUCAGGGUUUAGCAGAAAAAAACAUAGCAGUCACAGGAAUUAUCAGCACCGCGUCAGCCAUAAAAGAGAAGAAGUCUUUUGGCUCAUUCCAGUACCUUCUGGCAGAGAGACUAAUGGGAGUUUCCUCCACUUCGUUUGUUCUAUGAGGGAAGAGAUUGAGAAAAAACACUUUUUACUUAGUGUUCCAAGAAAAUUGAGUGUACCCCAUUGGGCUCUCUUUCCCUCUCACUCAGUUUUAAAUCGCUCCAUCUGUCUCUCCCGUUAUCUUUGUUCCUUUUGUCUCUUCUCACGCUGAAUUCUCUGGACCAGUGAGCCUGUAAGGGGCGAGGAGAGAAAGCCAUCUGACCGCUGAUUGGCCGAUAAGGAACAGUGGGCAGAGAUUCGUACAGAAUGCUGGGUGCCCUUCUCUCCUGCAUGAAGCCAAUAAAGCUCCAUCACGGAAACAUGCCUUCAACCUCCAUUCCUCAGCGCAGGAGCAGCGCGUGUUGGGGUGGUAGAGAGCUGCUUGUACAUUUUGUAAAGAUGAACUCAGAAGUGUGGCUUAAUGUAAGUGAAUGAAGUUGACUGAUUUGUUCCCCUGGAUCCGAACCCUAAAGGUGACACAUUCAAAUUAACAAUAGCAACAUUACAACAUUAAAAUGUUCAGAAUGAUCCACAAUGUCCCAAACAGCGGUGUGGAGCUGUGUAGCAGUGCACUAAAAAUAAUUUCAUUUACUGACUUAAUGUAGAAAUGUUUUGUUUGAAUUCACAAUGUAGCUCAAUAUGAGGAUGCAUCCAUGUGUUGAAUCUACUUUCACUGCAAUCUCUGCUCAUUUUAGUCAUUUUAAAACAUUUAAAACAAUGUUUGAUGAUUUAUUUUCUAUGGUUUGAUGUAGCAUUAAUGUUUUCUGAGAUGACUUGUAAAAAAAAAAAAAAAAGUAAGUCAUUAAUGUAAUAACAUGUACAGAUCCAAGGUCCAAGGAUACACACAUACAUCAUCUCUCAAUGUCUAUUGAGCAGUCAAUACAGAUGUGUCGAUGUUUACAGAUGUGCAGAACUGCCAAGAUCACACAAAUAUACAAUUUGUACAAAGCCACACCUAAAGAGUGAAAAAAAAAUAAACAAAUAAAAGGAAUGGUCUACAAAAUACCUACAAAAUUAACAAAGGAAAAGGCAAAACACUUUAAAUUAGUUCCUUUUAUUUAUGAAAGCUACAUUUUCCAUUUGUGUUAACCAUUUUUUUCAAUCAAUGAUUUUUAUUUUAUUACUUUUGUAUUGACUUUAAAAUGUGGCCCUGCAUUAACUCACCUUUACAAUUCUGUCCAACACUGAAGACAUUAUGCAUUAUGACUGCCAACACUUUCAGACUAUUAAGUGUGUAAAGAGAUAUGAAGGAAAUUUCCAGAUAAUUAUUUAUGUAUUUAUUGAUUAUUUAUUCCUUGGUUGCUUUUCUUGUUAAACCAGCGUCAGAUAUGUCGUGUGUCAGGGUUCUUCAGUUUCACUCCUAGAGAGCCGGCAUCCAGCGCGGUUUGUUGAUUUACAUACUCAAACUUACCUCAUUCAGAUUAUUAGUUAAUUACCGGAAAUUAGUUAUGUUGGUUUAGUUAGGUGUAUUUGAGCAGGGAAAUUGCCAAACUUUCCAGAGCCAGACCUGAUAAAACCCUGUUUUAUGUGCUCAUGAAAACACUUUCUGUUAUGCAGUUCUUUAAAUAUAUGUUCUGCAACAUGGCUUAAGAUUUAAUAUAUAUAUAUUUUUUUUAAGCAUACGUGUUUUUAUGUGUGUGUAUACAUAUUUAAUGCUGAGUUCAUGCACAGGUUCUGUGGAAAUAAUCCCAGGUUGCAUAUUACUCAGCAUUCUGAGUAAUUCAGAGUCAUGGUGACAGUUUGUCUUUAUUUUAUUAUUUUAAAGAUGUUUCAUCUUUGCUGGAAGUUCUUAUUUUGCAACUCGGGUGACAAAGGCCCGUUUAUUUCACACGCGGACUGUUGACAGCUAUAUCGUUUUCACAGUGAAAAUGAGCCAUGUUUCCGGCUUGCUGCAGUUACUAUCACGAGUGAUUCAUCACACAGGCUUUGCGUCUCACUUGAUGGAGAAUUUGAUAGACGUCAGAUUUCUUUAAGUAUUUAUGAUUCUACAGCAGUGCAUUGAAAUGGUUUAAGAUGACAUGUAAACUUUGUGUGUGCCAUAUUUCUUUGAACACAUAUUUGACUUUGAGGUUCCCACAACACAUACUUGUAGCGUCUUCAUGCUAAACUGUAGUCUUGCAGAGCCAGAUGAUCGUGUAACAUGAGUACAUACCUGGAAACAUGCUUCUUAACAGCCUGUCAUUGGUGCCAUGUAAGCCUGAAUGGCUAGAAAUCCCCCACUGUAAAAACAGUCACAUGCAAGAUCUUGUGUGAGGUAAAUACACAAUAGUCACAUCAGGCAGCAGUAAACAGGAGGUAACUGCAUGGCCUUUAUCCACAUGGUUGGGCACAUGCUUGUAAACGCACGUGUGGAAAGCUGUGCACCUCAGUCCAGCACAGUUUUGUGCAGAUAUUUCCAGUUACAGUUGAAUUCACACUCUUAAUCCCAGAAAACGCUCUUAUUUACCUUUUAAAAAGCCAUUUAAAUGGCUGAUUAAAGGGCUGAUUACUGUUGUUUUGCUCUAUUCCUCGGGUUUUGAGUGCUCGGCGCUGAUUCAGCUCUUGAUUCCAUCUGGAUGCGAGACAGUGCGAGGGUGAGGGCGGGGCUGGUGACGUCUUGGGCACGGCAUUGUUUAAUACACAUUCACAUUACCAAGCAUUACUAUUUUUAGCUUCAAUGUUACACAGAUCGGAUCAGAUUGAAUGGUCAGGUUGGAUUUCAUGUAUCUUGUUUCCUGUAUGCCUGUGAUUAUUGGUGUUGGUGAUGGAGGCCACAGUUCUUAAAGGAAAGCCUGUUCACUCACAGCCAUCCUAAUGAAUGGGAAAAUACAGAUCACAAGACCAAAAUACUGUUAACUGAAUUUUCAUAAAAACAUUGUAAAGAGUUUGUAGCAUUUGUCUCAGUAAUGCACAAACAACAAACUGUACUCCAUGUUGUUUUGGCUACUGCACUUGCGCAGAUCUCCACAUCAAGGGGGGGCUCAACCUUUAGUUGUUUGCUGCAUAACUAGCAAGCUGAUUAACUCUUUGUGGAAAGAUGGGACUUUAUCCAUUUAAACACAUCUAAUAUUUCAAUUAGCGACCGUUCGUCUCAUUAAUUAUGUCAUAUGUCAUAACCUAUCAGUUUGCGCUGAUCUGAGCAUAAUUGACUAGUGAUGUGAAUGUAGCCUACAUGUCUAGGAAAAGAAAAAAUAAAUCAGUUAAAGCUUUUUGGUUGUUUUAUUUUCUGACAAAGUGUUUUGCUAGCUAGUCUACAUGUUAUUUUGCUAAUGUACUCCAUGCUUUCUUGCUUAAUUGACUGGAGAAAUAUGAGAGGAGAUUUUAAAGGGAAAGCAUGUAGACGUUGCUUUAUUUGCAGUGCGUUUAACCACUAUCCAGCACCAAACUUUUAAGUGUACAAAAGAAGGAAUUGCACUUGUAUAUUUUUUAUUUAAAGACUAUGUUUAUGCCCAAGAUAGAACUAAACUUUAAUUGACCAUGCUUGAUACAGACAACAAAAACAAUAUUAAUAUGUAUGAUCUUAACUUAAUUUUAUGUUCUGUAGUUGUUUUAUUUUAUUUUUUAUUUUUUUCCUUUAAUAUAUUAUUUUGUUUUAAGAGUUUUUUUGUGUGCAACUUUUGUGUGCCAAAUAUAAUUUUUUUUUCAAGUGUUCAAAUCAGCAUCCUUAAAUUGGGCAGCUGCACUUUUUUCCAGUAUCCAUACUCUUUUGACAGUUGCAGAGCUUUAUUUUUAGCCACAGUAAAUAACCUUCUACCCUAAAACUAAUUUUGACCUAUCUUUGCGGUUGUCUUUAUUGGUUCUGUUUAUUGCAGUCUCUCACUGUGUGCAUGUUCUGGCACGCAUACUAAUUUGUCACAUUUUUCCUUUUCUUUCUAUGGAAAAGACUAUUGAUUAUUUGCCAGGUUUUUGAGCAAAAGCCCAAAUUGUUGGAUGAACAACAGUCACUGAUUUAUUGAUCACUUCCUUUGUCCGGCUGAGAUUCUGAAAGAAAUCUCAGCAGUUGCCUCUAUCAAUUCUUCCUAUAUUUGCUUAAGAGAGUUUGGGGGAGCUUCAAAAAAACAGGCUUUUGUGAGCAAACAUCAUUCCCAAAUUUUCUGUGUUGUGUUACUUUGUUACUAGUGCCAAUGAAAUCAUCACUGCAGGACACAAAAGCUGUAGACUGCCAGUUUGCCUUCUUGGUUUAGUAAGAAGUUGUUCCCCUCACUCUGUUUCGCACCUUAUUCUUUCAUUACUUAAUGCAGCCAUAAUGGUUUCUUAUCACGCUGAAGUCCUCCUCUAUCACAUGAUACUUGUUUUUCUAAGGAGCUAGUGCACUACACGCCAGCCAGCACAUUUUCGUAGCAUGUAAGUGACAACUCACAUGAGAUCGGGAAAAACACUGGUACGAAUUCAGACUUUGUAUAAUUGUAAAAAGAAAAAAAAAAGAAGUUGCCGUUUCACACACAGUUUGGCCGGAGAGGAUGCUACGUAAAAUGCGUGGUAUACAGUGUGCGUGUGUGUGUGUGUGCGCAGGUGGAUGUUUUGUAUGAAACAAGAUCUUGAGUGCAUGCCUGAAUCCUCAGUGAUCAAGUCACCGUUUCUGUACAUAAACUCUGUAUAAAAAGUAUUUGAACCUUUCUUACAAAAAGGCAACAAAAGACAUGUUUGAGAGGUCAUGAAGUGGAAAAAAAAAACAUCAAAUAAAAUGACCUUUUCCAGUUA
Astyanax mexicanus (Mexican tetra) is the source of this 7592-nucleotide messenger RNA. It is a transcript of the gene lrch2, whose product is annotated as leucine-rich repeats and calponin homology (CH) domain containing 2. NCBI's taxonomy places the organism in Eukaryota, Metazoa, Chordata, Actinopteri, Characiformes, Acestrorhamphidae. Gene Ontology annotation, molecular function: protein binding. Bases 81 to 2342 code for a protein of 753 amino acids. The record is from RefSeq and is a predicted model, not a curated record. The transcript is spliced from 23 exons.